AUGCAAGGCGACCACCACGCACAGCCGUCGGACGACAGGCAGAUGCGUAGGCGCAGUCGGACCGUCAGCUGGGACCACUCGGUCCGGCCGGACAGGGGCGUUCAUCUGCAGCCGCAGGUAAGGCCAUGGCCGACGCAUUACAGCAGAUGCCAAAGGGGACGGCCCGGUGCGCAAUUUUUUUGGGGUUUUCAAGUCGCGAAAUCACAAUAAUCGAUAAAAUCACCACGGAUUCAAUUCGAAAAAACGCGGUGUUGUGUCGGGCGAUAUUUCCCCGGCGGGUACGGCUACCGGUUCAAUCCGUCCCGCGUAUGAGACGGCGGUUCUCGGCCAGUGGGGUACAGUGGGGUACGUGCACGUUAGGGCGCGUAUCCGGGGGGCGAGGGUGCUUUGGGCGUUUUAACAACCCCAUUCCUUGGCCGUACUUCGGCCACAAUUCUAUUAUGAUGUUAUAGCGAUUACUUCGGGUUCUUUAUACGAAUCGUGUAAUUAUAGAUGAUUCUGUUCCAUAUCCGAUAUUAUUUAUCUAUGAUGAAGAUCGAAAUGAUUAUAUAAUUCGAAUAAUAUAAUACCUGCAAUACCAAAUACUUUCGAAUAGCAAUCAUGAUUGAUCAUGGUCGUUAAUUAUCUUACGGACUCGAUCCAUCGCUCCUUCAUGCUCCAUGUGUGAAGCCCCUCUCACAAGUUCUAUUUAAAUAUGAAACUAUAACACCCUCGUCCUUUAAAAAUCUUAGCUACGUGUCUGGAUUGUACCACCGUUAUGAUAGUGGUACGCCCGGUAGCAUGCUAGUUGCAAACAAAAAUGUCCGGUCAUUAUUAUAACACGACUAAAACGCGAGUCGCGAACUCAAUCUAAAAAACUGUCAUUGAUAAUGAGAACGAAUUCAGCCAUUGUUGUCGAUAAGAAAUUGAGAAAAUAGGAUAUAUAAUGGGGAAUUGAAUGUACAUCUGUAAGAAACGAUAAACCAUUGCAUACUGAUAACGAUUCUGAGCAAAAUUUAGUCGAUAGUAAUGUUUUGUCAACAAUAUAUGUCAUAUUAUGGUAAAAUAAUUAAAUAAGCAUAACAUAUUUUUUUUAGUAAUAUUUGUUUAAUAUUGCACCGAUUUUCCCGUUUCCCCCGGUUUUUCACAUUUGCUGAAAAAAUUCUUAGGAAAAACGACCUCCUUAAAGUAUCACCCCAAGAAAAUUUCCUUUCAGAAAACGGUCUACGUCGUAUACGGAGUAAGCUUUCUGAUAGAAAAAGUGUUUACAUAAAAAAAAAAAAAAAAAAUGAAAAAAUAUAACCAUCUUUGUAAAACCAAUAAAACCUCUAAAAGAUAAUAUACGAAAUGCGGACAUAAAUAUUUCCCUUCGCAACUUUUUCAGGACAUAGGACAAGCUACCAAAAACAAAUUUGUUACGCAACUAGACCACCGACCUGGGGGGUGUUAAAACAAUAGACACAUCACAGACUCAUAAAAGCAACAUCCCCGCAAUCCAAUUUACACGAUACUUAUGAUAAGCAACUACACAUUUUAUUUACAAUUUGUUUGUACAAAAAUGUAUUAAAACAUUUUUUACUUAAUUUUAUAUUCUGAGUGGUUUUAUAAAGAUGUUUUUUUUUUUUUUUAUCUGUGUGCGCAACUUUUCUACCAGAAAUCUUGCUCCGGUUUUUAAGUUUGGCAACUUUUCUAUAAGAAAAUCGGACUAGGGAUUUAAUUUAGGGAAGUAAUUUUUUUAAUUUCCCAAGUUUUCACAGAAAAUGUGAAAAAUCGGGAAAAACGUAGGGAAAAUGAGAAAAUUGGUACAAUAUUAAUUUAAUAUUAUUAAAGAAAAUAUAUAUUACCUAUUAAAUUAUUUAACCAUGAUGUAACAUGUAUAUUAAGUUAAUAGUGAAUUAACUGAACUCUGCUCAGAAUGGUUUGUCCGUUAGCAAUAGUUUAUCGUUGCUUACAGGUAUACAUUAAAUUUCCUAUAACAGUGGCUAUACCAGUGCACUCGUCCCCAUUGUCCUAGGAUAGCUUUUUGUAUGUACACACGCAUUGUCUGUAUGAAAUUUGUAUUUUGUCCGGCUUUUUAAUUAUGAAAUACAUGAAUAAAAUAUUUAGUCUAUAUUAUAAAACAGCUUAUUGGAUACUUUCGGGGGUUCUAAAGACCUUCUAGUACCCCCUCCCCUUUUUGCGCCUAUUCCAUCAAAAAUAUUAUUGGACAUUUGUCCGUAAUUUGUAUGUUAUAAUUGUGUCCGCAAUUCGCAUGUCACCUUGUUUAGGUUCCGUCCGCCAAUCACAUGGUUUUCGUUACUUUGUUCGCAAUCAGGAAAUUCCGGUGUACGUGUGAUACGCGAAAGAAGAUCGCUUUUGGGGAAAACAAAUAAAUAAUUUUAUCUAAUCAUUUAUUAAUUUGGCGUUACACUUUCAUCAAACACUAUAUAUGACAAGCUCCUAAAAUUGUGUACAGUACGGUACACUUUGUGUAGUACGUAAAGUGAAGUGUGCUCUUUAAAUGAACCAAGUUACCUUUUUCAAUAUGUAUAAUUUUAAGGCUUCAUAUUUUAAUUCUACACAGUAUCAGGUGAUCCGUUUAACGCUUUUAGACCUGGAGUUAAUUUUUUACAGUUAGAUUUUUUUUCGUUUAUCUAUUUUUAAUAAUGGAUUGCUUCAUAAGAGAAAAUAAUUUUUUUUUUUUUCCACCAAGUUUUUUACCAAGUUAUAAGUAUGACUCCAGUAGAGGACAUCAGGUGUUCACCGAGUCAUAAUAAUAUUAUUGGUAUUAAUUUUUGGGAAGAAUUUAAGAUUCGUACAUGUUGAUUACUCUGUUAUCACGGAGGGAAAAGAAUAUCAGAUUUUUAUAACCAUGUUUUCGACUUUAAAUUAUACAUUUAUUGUCAAAAACAAUCAAAAAUAUUAUAUUAAAAUUUUUCAGAAGUGUUUUAUGGUAAAAUUUUAACGUGAUAAGGGCUGUAUACGAAAACGCCACAGUAGCAUAAUUAGAAAUUUUCUCUGAGGAAAAUAUUAUAUGCAAGGAUAUUGGAUAUAAUAUAUGCAUAAAAAGCUGUUUGAACCGUUUCCCAAAAGCUGACCAUUUUUCAACUAAUUUUAGCAAAAAUAAUUCUAUAUUUACAGAAAGCUUCUGAUUUCUCUACUGAAUAAGAUAACUAAUAGAAUCCUAAAAUCCAUGUGUAUUGAAACUGCAACACACUUUUUUCGAUUUUUUUUUUUUUUUAUUUAGUGGACAAAUAUAAUUUAAAUGUUGUACCUACAAUUUUGUAAGUAAUUACAGAAAAAAUAUGCUUAUUUAAAAUUAAUAUCUAAAAUCAAAUAGAAAUAAAUAAUUAUUGUAUGUUGUUUUAAAAUAAAUAAACCGAACAUACCUAAGUAUACCGUUAUUCAUGGCCAGUAUAUGUAGUGAGUGAUUAAUGCAUUUGUUAUUAAUACUUUUUACUACAGAAUAUUAAUUUUAACAAAAUGCUAAAGGUAUUUCAACUAUGAAAAAAAUAGUAGGUAUUAUAUAUUAUGUAAAGUGUGCUUAUUUUUAUUUAAUUAAAUGGGUCAAAUUAACUGUACCUAAAUUAAUUACCUACUGCGUUGCUGCAGAGUAGGUAUAGAAUGAUGGCCACUAAUAUUAUAAUAUCGACGACGGCUAUUAAAGUUAAUUAAAACUUUACUUAUUUUAAUAAUAUAACAAUAUUUUUUUUUUAAACACUAUAUUUUCGGCCAAUUUUAUUAAAAAUACUAGACCUGCGAGGUCAUCAGGAAAAGAAAAGUAAUUUUCAGUAUAACUUUCCCAUUUUUUUUUUUUUUUUUUUUUAUUAUUAUUAUUAUUUUAUUAAAAUUAAUUUUUUAAUUAAUUAAUUUGCUAAAAUAAAUAACUAUGUGAAUUAAGGUAUUAAAACCAGCUAUAAUGAUUGUACACGGACUAAAAAAAAAAAAACACUGAUGGUCGUUUUCUAGUAUCGUAUAUUUCUCUUAUACUAUGAGUAUAGAAAAUAUCGUUGAUUAAAAAAUAAAAAAUGUAAUUCAACACAUAAAUUAUAUUUUGAAUUUUUGUAAGUUCGGCGUUGGACUGAACCAGUGCGUGUUCGGAAAAUAAAAUUAUUUUCGUAUAACCACGGUCUCACGAUUGCUGCUUAUACAGUUGAAUUAUGUACAUCCAUUUUAUAUAUCUAGGUGGCAGGCGUGGAUCCAGAGUGUGGUGCUAGGGUGCUAUAGCACUACCCUUAGCAUGUUACUAUAUGGUCAAAACAAAUACUAUACGUAUACACAAUACACACAUGUAUUUUUAGAAAGCACGGCAUGUGUUUAUAAAUCUGCCAAAUUUUAUUGUGAAGAUAUUAUGGAUUCGGAUUUAGUAUUGAAAGCAGAAAUAAAUUUGUGGAAAAAUAAGUGGGCCGAAAUUUAAAACAAUCCAUAAAUUAUAGUUGAAGUAUUUGAACACUGCAAUGAGUUUUUUCCGACAUCAAAAUACUUUCAUACCAGGUUACUAGCUUCUACAACCACAGCGGAGAGAUCUUUCUCAACUUUAAAAUGAUUAAAAAAUUACUUACGAUCCACUAUGCCUGAAUUACGUCUAAACGGUUUAGCCAUGUUAAACAUAUACAAACAGAAUCAUAAACCAAGUUAUUGUCACAUUUGUGCAAAAAAAAAGAGAAGGAUGAAAUUAGAAGAUUGGUCAAUAUGACCAAAUAAUUUUUAUUGAUUUUUUUUGUUUAUCAAUUAUAAUGAAUAUUUGAUAAAAUUUUAAACAUUUAGUUUUUUAUCGUUGUUAUUACGGAGAAGAUUAUUUGUUUAAAAUAGAGGAAUUUCUAUUAGACGUGUUUUUAAAGUGUCCACUCAUGAUUAUCUUUUUGAAUAUUAAGCACAUUAAUUUUUUAGGACUAAAAAAAAGGACAUCCAAUCAGGAUGUUUAAUACAGAAUAUGAUAGCACGAUAGCACCCCCCCCCCAUUAAAAUAUCCUAGAUCAAUCAUUGAUUCCUUGGUACUCAAAUGUUUAAUAGCGAAUAGUUUUCAAUUUCAGACGAUAUUUUUGCAUACUUAGAUUUUUCACACUAUCUCACCAUAUUUUUCUUAAUGUGGAGUAAUUUUAUUGAAUUUAUUUUAUUGAUUUUUCAUAUGAGAACCUACAUGUUUUGAUGCAAAUUUAUAAUUUUUUUUUCUUCAAAUUGUUGACGCAUUGUAAUCGAAAUUUGAACGAGAUGUUUCUGAGUUAUUCUGCUUUAAAUACUAAGGAUAUAAUAGUCUUUUACGGGGAUUGGAUACCAAACGUUCCAUAUGUAUAAACAAUUUCUCGUUUUAAAAUGUGCAGCUAAUAUUUAUUAAUAUUUAAAGUAAAAUAACUCAGAUAUUUUUUUCAAUUUUAUUUAUUUCUUAUAUUUAUAUGUAUGAUAUAUUUAUCAUAUACGAUAUUUAGUCCAAAUUUAAAUUAAAACACGUAGGUUCUUAUAAGAAAAACCAAAGUGUUAUGUGUUAUGUUAAGUGUUAUGAAGAAUCUAGAGUAUUCGAAAAUAUCUUUUUUUUUCACUUAUAAAAAUUUCAAAAAUUGGAAUUUAAACUUAUAUAUUAUUUAACUACAAAAUAGAGUUAGCAUGGUUAAAAAAACUGUAUAUUUUUACAAAUAUUUAAGAAAAAUGACUGAAUGGAGGAGAUACGUCCCAUUUAUGUUCUCGUUUGGCCGCCCCUGACGAGGAAAAAUGCAUAAAACACCCACAAUAGUUUCGUUCUCUGGUAGUCUUUUGCCGGUCAGGCAACCAGGAUUUAUUUUUGGGAUGGGGGUAUUCAAACAUUUUUUUAGGAUAGUACAUUGUUAAAUAGAUGAAUUGCAUAGCGUACGCGUACCUAUUCAAAAUUACCAAGAAAUGUUUGAAAUUAUAAUAAAAAUUAUACAACUUGCGUGUUACGUAGAAUUCGUAAAAAAAAUAUCAAAUUUCAAGGAGGAGGGAGGUAUAACCUUCGAACCCUUGUCAUGAUUAUACCACUGGUCUACACUAUUGAAAUUCGAGUACUGUCACAAAAUUAAAAAUAGUACCAAAAUACGUAGUUGUGUGUGAGGAGACUGGGAAGAGCUAAACCGAUAUGGAAAUUAGUUUUCCGGACUUAUCUAAACACGUUGUGUUUUGUCGUUUGAGCUAAAAAAAGAGAUACCCUCGUUCUGCACUUAACAGACGGAUUUUUUUAGAUAUCUAAAAUUUGUAUGAAUGUGUUAUAUUAAAAAAAAAGAGCUUUUACAGGGGACGGGUGAGACUACUGUUGUAGGCAGGUAGUUGAUAAGCUGGGAUACAAGUUAUUUAAUUCUACCUAUAACCAACGAUAAAACAUUGCUAACAAAAAAUACUUCGAAGCUGAGUUCGGUUGGAUAUAUUUUGAAAGCCCGUAAUAUUUGUGAUAUGCAAAUAUGUUUUACAUUUAGACAUACAUUUUUCCGUUUUUCCUUUAUUUUUUCCCAUUUAUUAAUGAAACUUCUGGAAAAAUCAAAAAUAACCUUCUUAAAGUACCUUUCGAGUCUAAUUUCUUUUCGGAAGAAAUGCUAUCAUUGAAAAUCGGAGCAAAAUGUCUAAUAGAAAAAUUGUUCACAGAAGAAAAAAAAAUUAAAAAAUAAAAAUAAACAUCAUUAUAAAACCAAAAGCUUCUUCGCUUCACUCAGGAUCUAAAAUACUCUAAUUUUUGAGUCUGAGCUCAUUUGAUCCAGAGAGAGCCGCUAAUAAUUUCUAAAGUAUCAGGAAUAAGAUAUAUAUAUUAUUUACAAUAAACAGACACAGUACAGUAGUUUAGCAGAUACAAUGGUAACAAUUUACUUGUAAUAACUGAGUACAAAGUAUUGCUAUGGAGUGCGGACUAUAUAAUAAUGUCUGUAUAAAAUGGGAACGCAUAGUCGUAAUGUGUUUAUGCGUCGUUGAUUUUCCUCCAAAAAUGAGAUAAUUGGUAACCUUUUUUCUCCACUGUCUAUUUUCCUCCUCCAAAAAAAAAAGAUACCAAAAAAAGAUUUCCGACAAACUCUUUUUUUGUAUUAAAAAUCAAGGGCUAUUUGUUAUAGUGAUAGGAAACGGGUAAUGGAGGAAAAUCGCAUAUGAUUUUUGAAGGAGGGUGAAAUGUGCGCAUUGGUUUUCAAGUCAGACCAUUUUUUUUUCAUUCACGCCGAAAUCGCAGGUUUUUCAUAAAAACAAAACAAAACACUGAAAAUCUCAAUAUUGCAACAGGUAUGACAAAUGUUUAGUCAAAUCACGUGCUACAGCUCGAACUGUUCGCAUGUUCGUAUAAAAACACAUUUCACCGGUAUAAAAAAUUAGUUUUAAGGUUUUUUUUUUUUUUUUAGUUUUGCAACGAACCCCGACCCAGUCUACAAAAUACACGAACACGCCGUUAAUAAUUCCUAAUAAUUAUAAUAACCCCGUUAGAUUUUAUCGUGACGCAUUUAAUUUAACGGUGUUUGAGAUUAGGUUAUAAAAUUAUGGCUUUUUUGUUUUACAUUCCAUGCUAUUCUACGAGUAUAGUGAUGAUAUGGGUGUUUUUUAAUUAAGUUAGCACGUAUUAUUAUUACAGUAUUAGGCGUAUAGUUUUUUUUUUCUUUUUUUUUUUUUGACAGUUCUUAAGUUCGUCCUUUUCAGUAUUCAUAACACCCUAUAACAACUACAACAACUUUUCUACCAGAAGACUUGCUCCGAUUUUUACAUGUAGCAACUUUUCUAAAAAGAAAUCGACGUAGGGAGGUACUUUAAAGAGGUCGUUUUUCGAUUUUCUUAGAAGUUUUCUCAACAAGUUUGAAAAACUGGGAAAAACAUGGGAAAACUGGGAAAAACGUAGAAAAACCGGGGAAAUAGGUACAAUAUUAAACAAAAUUAUUAAUUAUUAUUAAAAAAUAUAUAUAUAGAGCCUAUUUAAUUAUUUUUUUAUAAUAUGGCAUAUAUAUUGUUGACAAAGCAUCACUAUUAAUUGAAUUCCGCUCAGAAUCGAUUUUUCAAUAGCAAUGGUUUAUCGUUGCUUAUAUUAAAUACAUUAAAUUCCCGUCUGUAUUCUACCUCUUAACUACCCACUUAUACCGGUGACUGCACCCGUCUCCAGUAUCUUAUCUUUUUUUUUAGGGUGAAACCACUAUAUCUUAUUUUAAUAUUUUCAAAUGACAACCCGUAUUAAAUAUUCUAUUUUAGUUUUAGUUAUUCUAUUUUUGUAUCCACAAUUUUUAUUUCCGUCAUACUGUCCUCUUGAAAAGGUACUGCACUUUUUAAAAAUGUUAAAAUUAAAAUGUAUUUAAACUAAAACUGAUGUAGGUUAUUAUUUAAAAAUUCGUAAUAAGCUGCUUGUACAUUUUCUAAAAAAUUAAUUCUGAAAAAACUAAUGCUUUUCGAGAUAAUUAGUGGGUUUACGUUAUGUAUACAUUACGAGUAUCUUGUAUAAUAGCCUACUUGUCGAACUUCACACCGAUAGCAGUGGCACACGCAUGGAGCGAAGUAUGUCAGCUUCUUUAUAAUUAUUAUGUUUUUAGUCAGUUUUUUUUUUUUCAAAUAAUUAAUAAUAUUCAUAAACAUUUAUGAACAUCCUGUUACAUUAAGUGGUUUUUUGCGUCAUUGUUCAGUGUUAAAAAAAAAAAAAAAAAAAAAAGCUCGUAUUUUUAAAACAAAAUAAUAUUAUUUAUAAUUUAUAAAAUCCGUAAAUGUUGUGAUGACACUGUACGAGUAUGGCUUAUACAUUAGUACACAAUUGUUUUUAUUUUGAGCAACCGCAUCCUAUAUAUUAUUCUGUUGUGAAUUCACGUAAACAUGCAAAAAAUCGUAGCAGCAACGGUUUAUUUAUAGAUACAAAUAUUAUUAUAACGAAUCGUUCAUUGAAACAAAUUUAUUUUACCAUAUAACACUAUUAUUAUAUUAAGUAUUGGUACUUGUAGCGCUAUCUAACUUUGGAUUUGAUGGAACGUUUUUUUUUUCAAAUAUUUACUAUUGUGAUUCGUCCGACUAAUAAAUUGGUUACAGUACAACAAACACGUUUGAAAAGUGUUUUACGGACGAUACCGAUCAAAAUAUUAUUUUGAUUAUAUUUUGCAGUCGCCGAAUAAUCUUUAUUUUUUUAAUUUAUCAGUAUUACCUAAUACAUUACGUGUCUCUGAAAAUACCACCAACUGUACUGUAUGUUUUUGACGUCAUCUCUGUGCACUAGAUCGCGUGAUAUAUUUUAAAAUAUAAUAUUAUGUAUGAAUUUAAAACAUUGUUUUGAAAAAAAAACGUUCGUUACGAAUGGUGUAUACUGCAACAUUGUAGGAUAAUACCCAAAAUUCAAUUUUUCUUAAAAUAUGUAUUACCUGUUAUAAACGAAUAUGAUACCAAAAGUAUACAAAUGUAAUGCACUGUUUUUGUUGUAAAUUAAUUGAAAAUAAAAAAACCUGUCCUAGAUUAAUGAGGACGGGUGUAGCUACUGUUGUAGAUGGGAUGAAAAGUUGGGAAAGUAGGAUAUAGACGUAAAUAUAAUGUAUAUUUGCAAUAUGCAACGAUAAAUCAUUGCUAACAAAAAAACGAUUCUGAGUGGAGUUCGGUCAAUAGUGUUGCUUUGUUAACAAUAUAUAAUAAUAUGUAAUAUUAUGGUAAAAUAAUUACAUAUGCAUUAAACAUUUUCUUUUAUAAUAUUUGUUUAAUAUUGUACCCACUUUUCCCCUCGGGCUUUCCCAUUUAUUGGGAAAAUCAAAAAAUGACCUCCUUUAAGUGUCUCUACAGUCAGAUUUCCUUUCAGGAAAAAUGCUACACUUGCAAAUCGGAGCAAGAUUUCUGGUAGAAAAGUUUUUCACAAAUAGAAAACAAAAAAUAAAAAAAAAAACACUGUAAUACUAAUACAUUCCUCGCUCCACUCAGAAUUUAAAAAAAUGAUCUUAGAAUAAACCGUAUAGCUAUUAUUCCUAGGUUGUUUGGUUAUAUCAUUUUCAAACUGACCGACAUAUUAGUAUGACAUAACAAUUCCAUGUUUGUGUACAAAAAAAAAAAAACCUCACAUCCUUAAAAUUAAAACUAAAUUAUUGUAUUAUAAAUGAUAAUGUGUCCAUAUGUUGUAUGAAACGACUGCAUACGCAUCUACUUUAUUAAAUUUAAUUUCAAAUAUUCCCCGGUAAACAUUUUGAUAAUGUAAAUCAUAAAAUCAAUAUACCGAGUGCAUUACCUCCAACUAAAAAUAUUCGGUUAAAAUUAAAUCCAUUAAUGAAAUCGGAUUAAACCUCUCAUUAGGUAAACAAAAUUUCGUACAAUUUUGAAACAUCCGAAUGACCGAGUUAAUUAAGAAUAAUUAUUAUAUCAUUAUGUUUUUACAAUUUUAAAUUUAUUGACGAUAGACUAUAAUAUAUUAUUAUAGUACUGAAGUUUGCAGAACAGUGGCGUAAUCAAGAGAGUGGGGGCAGAGGUGUUUUAGUUCCCGCCUAUAACUAUAAUUUUUUGUAUUGUGUAAUUGUGUAUUGUGACAGGGCGUUUGAUAGAGAAAGAUGGAAACGCUUAGUUUUAACAGUUAAAACCCUGAACAGCUAGUUAAAAAAACUUAUAAACAAAAUAGUCGGUGAAAAUUUUGAAAAAAUGUUAUCGUAUAAAAAAUAUUAUCAAGAAACAUAGUUUUAUAUUAUUAUUUGGUCUAACAGUGGCGGCGUAUUUAGAAUUUUUCCAAGGAAAGAGCUAUUUACGUUUCGAUACCAUAUUGUAUAACAUGUACCCAGGCUCAAGAUCAAUUUUUAAUAGUUAAUAAAUUUGUUAAAGUACUUUUGUUUUAAAAUGAUCAUUUUAAUCAAAUACCUAAUACAUCUCAUAAUGAUUCAGAUAUGUUUCGUUUUAAAUAAAAAAAACGUACGUUCGGGUUUUUUUUUUGUUUACUUUAAUUAUAUAGGUACCAUACACCUAAUACAUUAAAUUGUGGAUUUGUUUGACUAAAAAAUGAAGAACCGUAAAUUUAUAAGUAAGAUUAAUAUAAACAAUGGAUACUAAAAAAACGUUAUGGGAUGAUAUAUCUCCCGAAUUUUCCCGUAAAUGUGUCACUGAUGUCUCAUAUUGGCGUAGUUAAUUCAAUGAAAUAUUAUUUUAUCUAUAGGUGUGAUAUUAUAAGGUAGUUUUAUAAUCGAGUUCCACGUAGCACGGUGUUACGUGUGCGUUUAUUCCGUCGUUGCAUUCUGCAAUGUCUUAAACAAAGUAUAUGCAAGAAAUUCGUCAAGAUAAUAAUAAAAAAAAAGAAAACACGCAAUCGAUCGUAAAAUUAAGCGACCGUUUAUGAUAGCGACGCGCGAUACCGCUGUUAAUAUUUUAUGUCUCGUCAAAUUAUCGUUGAGCGUGAAAAUUGUACGUACUAUAGAAAAAUUAUUACUAUUGUAAAUAUAGACAUUUGGUACCGAUUGCAGUGAUAUUUGUGACAAAAACGCAAACGUACUUUACUUAAACAAAUUAAAAUUGUAGAACGAUUUCGUAUAGGGCGUGCAGUAAACACGAUAACUGCAUAACAAUAGAAUAUUAUAUUACUUUGAAUUAAUAUUGUAAUAUUAUUCGCUCGAAUAUUAUUUUCCCUUCAGCUAUUUUUAUUUGUUUAGUUUUUUUUUAAUCAUAAUAAUUGAUUAAAAAGAAUAAUGUCAAGUGCCUACAGUAUUAAAUAGAUGUUAUUAUUGUGAUUAUAUUUUCAAACCGAACAUUCCGGUUUACAUUAUAUAUAAGUAUAUAAACACUAUCGAAUGUUAUACGUUAUUAUAAUAAUUUUUUUUUUUUUUUUAACGCUUUCUUAAAUGCAGUGGUAUAUUUUUUUAUGACAUAUUUUUUCGGGGGGGGGGGGAGAGGUUUGCAUGAACAGAAUUUAGGCGGUCAAGUUCAGAGGCAAAUAGGCCUAUCGGGCUAAUCUUUUUUGAUAGGAAACGAGGUUAUUGUAUGUUUAAAUCUAACUAAUAAGAAAAAAAACCGUUCAAAAAUAUUUGAUUCAAUAUUUGAUGUAAUAUGGUCUUUGUGGCCCCUUAUUUCUCUUGGGAACCGGAGACGUACCCCUCUUCCCCCUUCAAUCCGGACCACAAGCGGUGCGAAGCGCUUCUUUUUUAGCUGAGAAUUUAAGUAACGUAAACGCAAAGACGUUUUUAAUUUGUUUUAUACUCUAAUACCCUUUGUAAUAUUCUUAGUUUAUAAAUUCUAUUACAAAUCUAUUAUGAACGCAUAAUAAUAUUAUUAUAUUAUACAAUAAACGACGUGCACAAACGCAACAUAUAAGGUAUUUUAAUUUUACGCUCAAAUUGUUUAACAAAAGAUUAUGAAAAAAAUAAAACAAAAAAAAUGAUUCGAAACUUGAAUAAACAAGAUUAAAUAACUAAGUAACGAAAAACGACCGUUGUUCAUAUUAUUAUUAACCAUGUGCAAUAAAUUGUGAAAUGUAUAUUUAUUUGCCUAUACAAUACGCCGUCUCGUGUCUCGGCUAUACUAGUUUUAAUAUUAAUAAUAGUAAUAAUAACAGUCUGCUGUAUAUUGCUGUCACAAGUACACUGGUAGCAAUAAUCGCAAACAUGCUAAGUAUAUUAUUAAAAAGACGCAUUUUAAAAUCAUCUACGGUUAAAGACGAGUGAUAAUCAUUGAGACGUAGAUAAAAUAUACAUACCUGCAAUUUAAUUGUCUAGAUAAAAAUAAAUAAUCGCCAACUUUGUUUCUAGAUAAAAAAAAAAAAAAAGAUAAUCUCUUACAUUAUCUAUAACCAGUGACGGAUAGGAUAAUUUUUGCAAACCGGGAAAUUUUAAAAAAAGGGCUCCUACAUUGAAAAAAGUACUGGUGACUUUUUUUUCUGUCUUAUACAUGAACUAACACUUACCUAAAUCCAUUGUUCAAACAAAUAGUAUGACAGUUUCAAGGACCCCAUUGAACCCCAAAUCCCGAUUUCCCGAUAGGGGCCUAUACACCCCUGCCUAUAACAUAAAACUAUGAGUGCUGAAAGUAAUAAAAGCCCACUAGAUACGAUACAAAUUAAGAUUACAAAAAAACCGUGCGAUUGAUUUCAUUUAUUAUAACGUUAUAAAUAUACGAAUUAAGUAUUUUACCGGUUAUUUCUAAUAAAUAUAUUAUAUAUAGAUACGGUUUAAAACGAUUUAUGUAGGUGAUUUAACUAUACAUCUGAUAUUUCCCUAAAAUAUUUCUCUCUAGAUAAAACAUAACGCUAAUAAAUUAUACGGGUUCAUUUUACGUAAAACGGUAAUUACUUAUCAACGAAGAUUUCGAGUGAAAUUGAUUUUGAUUUUUUUCCUCCGUUAUAAAAUCACUUAUACUUCAUAUUGUUUAAAAAGAUACUUUCAUGGAUAUUAUCCCGUAAACCAAAAAACACGUAUUGACUUUUGAUUUUUAAAUAGCGAAAAGAAACAUUUUAUUUUAAUAUUCAUUAUUGAAUUUUCGUGUUGAAAUGGGGUCGGCAUUACCAUUUAAAAAUCAAAAAUUACGAUUUGGGUAUCUAUUUAAGGUGUGAAAAAAAGCGGGAUUGUGAAAAUGUAAAAAUAAUGUUGAGAAAAAAAAAACAGAAAUCAAAUUACUCGAAUAAAAUCCUCCGAGAAAAAUGACCCCGUACUUUUUACAGUGAAUAAUUUAUUAUAUUUUAUUCGUUAACUUAUACAAUAUUAUUAUUGUAUUGUUAUCAUAUUAUUAUGAUGGUUGGUUUUUAAUACAAUUUUUAAGAAACAAAAUAUGUCGACCGACCGAAUUAUUCCAGAGAUUUUAAGCGUGGAGAAAAAAAAAAUUAAAUUAGCACAUAAACUAUACACAACAAUAACGAGAUAAGUAUAUUAUUAUAAUAUUCCACGAACAAGUACGCUGACGUUUAAGUUAUGGCCGUUUGAUUAAAUUCUACAAGACCCAGAACAGUUUUUAUAUUUAAUAAUCUUUUUUUUUGUUUUUGUUUUUUUUUUUUUUCAUGAAAAAUUUUGUAAAAAUAGUAAUUUUGUUUAACUUUGUUUUUUUGAUUAACGUUUAACAAAAAAAAAAAAAAAAAACUGAAAAUAAUCGCGAAAACAUACUAUAAGGAUAUUAAAAUAGAAUAUUGAUACAUGAUGGAUGUUUAGUAGGUUAUAUAACUAAUUGUUUUAUUGUUAAUUUUUACGAGAAAACGUAAAAUUGAAAAAUCAAGAUUACCUUUAAGUACCUAUAACAGUUAAUGUAUUGCCUCACAGAUUCCGAACCGAUCGAGAAAUAAUACUGCAGUUGGUAUAACAAAAAAAAAAAAAACAUUUCGACAAAAAAGACAAUUCGUUAAAAUUUAAUUCGUAUAUUAUAUCAAUAAGCGACAGCUUAUUGUCAACGCGUAUUUUCCAUUUAAAAUGCAAAUAUUUAAUUUCGAAUAAAAACGUAUUUUUUAUUAUUGUCAAUUUAAAAAUAUUUGUCAAUAAUCAUUAACUUUAAUAAUACUAUUUACAUGCAUUAUGUAUAUGCGUACCUACGGCAAUAAAUAAUAAAUAAAUUCAAGAGCAGUAAGUAAAAUUAUAUAUAUAUAUAAUCAAAUAAUUAGAAUAUUAAUUAUUAACUAACUACAGUCGGUACAACAUUAAACAAAUAGUAUUAAAGAAAACAUAUAAAGCCUGUUUAAUUAUUUUACUAUAAAGUGACACACAUAUUGUUGACAAAUGAUCACUAUAAACUGAACUCCUCUCAGAAUCGUUUUUUCGUAAGCAAUGGUUUAUCGUUGCCUACAAGAGUACAUUAAAUUACCUAUAAUUGUGACUGCACGCGUCUCCAUUAUCCUAGGACGUCUUUUUUUUAUUUUGUGAUGUAUUUACGCAUAUCCGACAACGCGUUAUAUUAUACAAAUAGAUAUUAUUAUUAUUGGCAUGUGAAGAGGAGGGGGGAGGUUAGCUGCGGUCCCUUCUACAGAUCGAUUAAACUAAUCCUUCGUAAAACUUCAAACUAAAGAUGUAAUUGUACAAAUAUUCAAUAAAUUAUAAUAAUACGCUUAGUUAUUGGUAUAAUAAUCUUUCGACUGAACGUGUGCGGUACCCUCGUUGUGAACAUAGUCUACGUACGCCUAUGAUUUGUAUUGUUGUUGGCGGGUCUCCGGACUAUUAUUAACGUCCUGAUUUUGACGGAUUUCCUUAGGAUCCCACGUCACCCAGCCUCCAGGGUUCAUCGAUAUUAGAGUUGUUCGAUAACGACGAGGACGAUAGUGCCAUGAGCAACAGCAGGAAGCAUUCGGUUGAGAGAUUUAAUUUUGAGGUCAAUCAAGCACACACUGACAGUAAGUAAAUAAUAACUAAGGAUUGGAGAGUAGUUAAUUGUUGAAAAACAAAAAUAUGUUUAAUUUCAGUUUUAAACCCUAUAAAAAUAACUAAUAAAUUUGUGACAAAGUCAUUUUUAAUAAAAAGUUGUUGGUGGGAUACCACCUUUACUCUUUUUAAGCUACGUAGAAUAUAAUAUACGUUUAUUGCCGUCAAAAUUUAAAGUGCAGCAAUAACAUUCUGAUUUCCGACUAGAAAAUGAUGAGGAUUACUCGGCCAGUGUCAACGCAGUACUUUACAGACGGCUCAGCAUCAAGAAAGGUAAACAUCAAAAGCAAAGGAGAUCUUCGUCACCUAUGUCCUCGAUGAUGACGGACGACGUGAGUCAGCUAUCUAAUCGCAGGAGAUCUUCGGCUUUUACCAUCAGUUCUGGAGAGUAAGUUUAUUUUUUUGAUAUAAUAAUACCUCGAAACGUUUUAUUAUUAAAUUACAACAACAGGAGAAGUCAGUUUGUCACCUCUGCAGAUGCACUUAAAAUAAAUAAUUUUCCGGUUAUGUGAGCAUACACGUUUUGUAUUUGAAAUAAUGUUCAUAUUUAUUAUUGGUAUAUAUUUGUAAUUUUAGCAAAUAUGAAAACAUCUUAUCAGGAAUAAUCUUGAACAUAAAAAUAUUACCUAUAUAAUUUACCCUCUAUGGGUAAAAUAAUAUCAUAAUAUUAACGCAAGGAAACGAAUUUUAUACAUUAGGUAUUCAACAUAGUAUUUGUAAAUAACUAUAUAAUAAAAUAAGAAUAUAUCUAUUUACUAAAAUGACUACUAAUUAAUAUAGAACUUCAAAUCAUCUCACUGCUAAACAUGUUAGCGUGAAUAAAAAUGUAAGUUUCUAGUAUAACUCAUAGUUGAAGGCCAUAAAUAGUACAAGACAAUUUAAUAACUACAUUUUUAAAUUUACCCGCUAAAUGUGUUCGCUAAGAAAGUGAAGGAUUUUGCGGUACAUUGUAACUAUGGAAGUGAAUUUGUGUAUUUUUGAAUUCGAACACGAUAUCUACUGUGUCAUAUUUCAAGUCCAAUGUUUGUAAAAAAAAAAAAAAAAAAAAAUAGUGCUGUAUUGUCAAAUCUUCUGCAAAAUAUAUUUUAAUAUUAAGUGCACGUGGUAUUAGAUUUUUUCCUAAUAAUCUUCUAUGACUUCAUUUUAACUAUUUGAGGUUGGUUACCCUUGUCUUAAAUUUCCACUGAUAUAAUCUUCUACAUCAUUGUUGUAUACACCGGACAUCCUCAUAUCAUUCUCAUUCACAUUCAAACAACUCUUUUUCGAUCUUCUUCUUGCCCUCUUUUCUCCUAUGUUUAUUUAUAUUAUCGUUCGUACUGCUUCUGAUUUCCCUCUCCUCAUAACAUGCACAAAUCAUAUUUCUAUUUUCACUUAUAUUGUCCACUAUUGAAGCCACGCUUAUGCUCUUAUGUACUUAUUCCUUAUUAUAUUUUCUCUCGUUACUCUACUCAACUCAUUCUAUAUUUUAUUCUUUUGUCUACCACAUUUUAUUGUUUUUUAACAAUUUAAAUCAUAUAAUAUAAUAUAUCUGACUACACUCUUUUAAAACUUACAUUUAAGUCUUAUUGGAAGCCUCUGAUGCAUCCACUUGAUUUUAUGUUUCACAUACUUUUCAAAGCCAUCGUUCUUUUUUACAUAAGAUUAUAUGUACUUAAUCGUCCUAACCUUAACCUAACCUUACCUAUUAUAUUACCAUUUAGGCGUUUAAUGCCAUUACUCGUUUUGUCCCAUCAAUUUCUUAUCCUUUUUCUCCAAACUCAUACAGAUAAAAGUAAUUGUAAAGUAACCCCCGGUGAUCGUGUAACAACACAACAUACAGUAAUGGUCAUGGAGUUCUAGUGCAUUAAGAAGAUAGUCCACACAAAUAAUAAUAGAUGUGCACCUAAAGAAGUCGAGGAUUUGGUAGUAAAAUUAAAAGCUAGAGGAUAAAGAAUAAUACUACACAAAACGUCAUUACACGUCAUUUCUCAUCAACCAUAUUAUGUCCUCUUCCUUCAAAAAAAUACUCUGUUUAAUUCUAUUUAACCUUAGAAUACUAAGGUAUUCUUCAAGUGCUACUUUCUAUUUCUCAAGCCUAUUGAUAAUUUCUUCCAGAUUUUCUCCUAUCAAAACUAUACUCUUCUAAAAUCUGUAUCACACAAAACACAAGCACCAUCGUAGAUUUCCCUGGCAUAAAAUAAACAGGUUCAUAGAUAUGUCUUAAUUCUAAUUCUCUUUUCCAUAUUAUUUUAUUAAACCUAUACAUUUUAUUCCUCUAUAAUAUCCACACUCUUGUAUAUCUCUCUUUCCUUUAAAUAUAAAUAGUAUAAAACUCUUUCUCAAUUCGUCUAGUAUUUUCCCUACUACUAUCACUUUAUUAAAAAAAAAUUAUUAACUAAAGUUUAUUAAACCCGUUGAAAUUAUAUUUUAUGAAGGUUGACAAUUACCGAUUUAUUUUCUUACGGAACGAAUGAAGAAUAUAGUGUCGUUAUCGUAUUCUCUUAAAGUCAUCCCCAAAAAUGUAUUGUGUAACGUCGAAAAAAUUGUAAAUCUGGACCUGUAAAUGUUUUAAUAUACUGGUAUAUUUUUACGGUAGUACGACGAUCAAUAUUGAAGAGGACAGUCUUUCGGAAGAGCAACUAUUCGAGAAUAUUCGUUUACACAAAGAAGUAUUGGGCAGCGUUUGUCUACAGCCGUGGCCUAUGCGGAGGAAGAUGAAACUGGUGCAGCAGGCCAAGGAGUACGUGAAGAAGCACGAGGGUCAGCUCCAGGAGCGCCUGGCUAUGAAAAAGAAUACCUGGAAUCUUUGGGCCCGGUUUAAAAUAUUCAUAGUCAAAGUAUAAUAUAUAGUAUAAUUUCAUUCAGAAAUCGCGUAUUGGAAAAAUAUCGUGUUAGAAAUUCCAAUUGUUUGUAAUAAUGAACAUAAAAAAAAGAGCUGAUACUAGGGAAGGGUGCGACCACUGUUGUAGGUGGGUGGUGGGAAAGAUGGAAUACACAGUUAUUUUAUUUUUACCUAUCUAAAAUUGUAUCUACAAAGUAUUUAGUACCUACCUACCAAAUAAAAAAUACGUAAAAAAUCCUCAAAAUUAAAAUGCCUUAAAAUAGCUCAAAAAAUUGCUCAAAUUUUCUGAAAGUUUUACCGCAUCUAGAAAAAGUAAAUAUAAGUUUUCUGUGAACAUUUUAAGUCUCUACAAAUAUUUUAAACUUAAUUACAUUAAAAAACCAAAAUUUAAAAUAAUAAAAGAAUUAUUUUCGUAAAUGUUCAUGUUCAUUUUACGUGUUUUUCCUACUUAUUAAUAAAAUUACAGAAAAACAAAAUCAAAAACAAAUAACUUAAUCAUUAACUAUAUUAAAAAUAAAAUAAAAAAGGUCUCUUGUUGUUUAUCUAUUGGGUAUAAAAUGUAUAAAUAAUUAUAGUAAAAAACAUAAACCGUAAAAAUUAUAAUUCUCCACACAGGACCGCAGUGGUAUAUCUAGAGCUUAACCAAGGGGGAAAUGAUUUAAAAAUUGUAAUUCCCCUGCAUACUGAUCUAUGAUUAUUGCUCUUGAUAAAAAAUAAAAAUACCCAAGAAGUAAUAAAUGUCACGUGUAUAAUAUUAUUUUAUUACCUACAGCCAAUAACUGCAAUUAAAAAAAACUUCAACUGAAUAAUGUCAAAGAAGCAGCGACACAACCAUCGCUUCCCCGCUUAAAUACGCUACUGCAGGGUCAUGAAGUCAGGAAGUGGGCAAGAGGUACCCAUACACUGGGUGCUAUAGAACAGGAAUACCAUUAAAAGUUUUUAAAGUUCUUGUAAUUUUCUGGUUUUUAUAUGUACCAGUUCGUUUUAUAACAUAAUAAUAUUAUUAAAUUCACCAAUACUUCUAUAUAUUUUACCAUUUUAAAACACAUUUGCUUGAGAAAUGUAAGUUGUAUUUGUUUCAAAUAAUUACACCAAAAUACUAAAAAAUAUUUUAUCCGGAAAAUUUUCGAUUAAAAAAUUUGUCUACAAUUAAAUACUAAAGUAUAAUAUUUAUAAUACUUAUAAUAUAGUUUAUGUUUCUCUUCUUUUAAAAUCCGAGUCCUGAUUUUUGUUAUAAUUAUUGUUCGGCGUACUUUCACGCGGUUUUUUUUCAUAUAAGUAUAGAAGUGGCAGCAUACCAAACGAAAAACGGCCAAUGUCAUAAGUCAAUUAAUCCCAUGGGAACAAACCAUCAAAGAAAUCGAGUCCCAGUUCGGGACAAUGGUUGCCUCGUAUUUCACGUUUCUCCGAUGGUUGUUAUGGGUGAAUCUUGUCAUUUCCAUGCUGUUGGCGGUUUUUGUGAUCGUACCCGAGGUAAGUAUUGGUAAAAACGUAAAUUAAUAUUAUUUAUUUGAUAUUUGUAAAUUCUCGAUGAACAAAACCAUAGCUAUAUACCAGUACUUGCAUAACCAAUUCUGAAUGAUAUUAGGUUAAACAAUAAACAUAUUUUAAAGAACCGUGAUAUUUAUGAUUUUCGUCAAAAUUUGAACGUAAACCGUUUAUAAAAAAUCUAUUACAUCACGCUUAACUAGGUAAAACUUAUGAAGAACCAUAUACUAAAAUUUCGAGCAUUUUUUCAAUUAAAUAAGAACAAAAUAAAAAAAGUCGUCCUAGGAUAAUGAGGACGGGUGCAGCCACUAUCAUAGAUAAUUUAAUGUAUACCUGUAAGCAGCGAUAAGACAUUGCUUACAAAAAAAAAAUUCUGAGCGGAGUUCAGUUGAUAAUGAUGCUUUGUCAACAAUAUAUAUAUUUUAUAGUAAAAUAAUUAAAUAGGAAUUAUAUAUUUUCUUUAAUAUUAUUUGUUUAGUGUUGUACCGAUUUUUUCAGUUUUCCUUCGUUUUUCCUGUUUUUUCUCUUGUUUUUUUUUCGAUUUUUCAAAUUUGUUGAGAAAACUCCUGAGAAAAUCGAAAAAUGGCAUUUUAUUUUAUAAAAUGUGCUACACGUAGAAAUCCGAGCAAGUCUUCUGAUAAAAAAAAUCGCGCACAGAUAAAAAAAAAAAAUCAUCUUUUUAAAACUAUAGGCUCCUUCACUUUACUCAGAAUCUAAAACCACAAUGAAAAUCAUAAAUUAUUUUUUCAACUCACUAACUAGACAACAUUUUCUACUGGGAACUAACCAUGAAAUUUACGACCGACGCCAGAUUUCUAAUAGAAAAGUUGUUUAUAGACAGACUAAAAAAAUAUACAAUAGUAAACUCGAUAUUUAAAUUCCACAUUUCACUUAAUAAAUAUAGAUAUUCGAUUUUGUAAUAAUAGAACAAUUUGUAUAUCACACGUUAUCAACUUCAAGUUUAUGUAAGCUAACAAAUAUAUUCUUGUUUUAUCUGAUCAUUGUAACUCAAAAAGAAAUCUCGUAAAUGUGUUACUGGGUCCUAAUUAAAAAAACAAAAAUAGUCUGAGCCAUUUAACCCUAAAACCUAUAUUGAAACUCUCUGAAUACUGUUGUGUUUAUACCGCUGCAGGUGUUGACGACUAGUAAGGAGAAUACGGGUGACCGGAAGAGGCUGUUGCCAGACGAGGAGCCUCUCUCAAUGAACUUUUUGGACUGGUGGAAUUUUGAAGGUGUUCUAAAACAAUCGCCCAUAUUUUACGGUUUCUAUUCAAACCGCUCGAAUUCAGAUUCUGGUUACCAGUUACCUACUGCUUACUUUAUCACCGGCCUGGUCAUCUACAUUUACAGUUUCGUAGCUAUUCUCAGAAAGUGCGUUAUCAUAUUUUAAACAUCUAUAUUUUUAUUGUCAUAUAAUAAUAAUAUAUAUAUAUAUGUAAUAAUUGCUAUAGGAUUAUAUAACAAAUUUUGUAAACGAAAUUCAACAGUAUAUAAUAAAUAUGUAUAUAAAUAAAUACUGAAAAAACCGAAGUAAAAAAAAAAAACAAACUAAAACCCAGAAACGUAAAAAAACUAACCAAGUUAUUAUUUUUUUUUUAUAAAAUAACAGAAAUACUAUAGGCAGACGUGUUUGAACGUCAUCUUAUUAUAAUUUACCUAAAAAAGUAUUAUACUCAGUUUUACAAGAGUGUGGUGAGACCGACUUUAUUGGAUUUUCGAAAUAUUAGGGAUUGAGAGAAAAAUAUAACAAAAAAUGAGAGUAGCAGAGAUGAGAAUGCUUAAGUGGAUGAGUGGAAUGAGAAGAUAUGAUAAGAAAGUGAUUUCGAUAGUAGAUAAAAUGAGUGAAGAGACGUAUGAUAUGGGCAUAGCAUGAGGAGAGAGGAAACGGAAAUAGUAUGAAUGAUAAUGAAAAUAAACGUAAGAGAAAAUAGGAGAAGAAGAAGACCGAAAAAGAAAUGUUUAAAUGUUUGAUUGUGAUAAAAUUAUUAAUCAUAAUAUACAUGGAUAGGUUAUUAUCAAAUUCAAACAAUAAAUACGUUCAUAGUACGUUCAUGAAACACAAUCUGUUCAAUAACUAUAAUAUUACAGAACCGAUAAAUUAUGAAAUCAACAGUUCAUUAAACUGAUUUCAUGCAAUCCGGUAAAAAUUUAAAAAAUAUAAAAUUACAUAUCUAUUGAAUUUUAACAAUAGUACGUAGUAAAUAAUAAACUAGAAAAAUUGGUAAUAUUAUGUAAUUUUUAAGAAAACUACCAAAAUAUGAAACAAAUUAAAACAAAAGAUGGACAUACUUCGCACGUGGAUGGACCAUUCUUAUAGCCUGUAGGUAAGAAGUUGGGAAGGUAUAGCCGGUUUAGGGGAAAUUAAAUAUAUAUCUGUAUGCAACGAUUAACCAUUGCAACGAUUAACCAUUGCAACGAAAAACGAUUCUGAGUGGAAUUAGGUUAAUAGUGUUACUUUCCCAACAAUACACAUGUUAUAUUAUAGUACAAUAAUUGCAUGUGCAUUAUAUAUUUUCUUUAAUAAUAUUCGUUUAAUAUUGUAUCUAUUUUCCCGUUUUUCCUACGUUUUUUUUCCAUUUAUUAUGAAAAUAACUUGAAAAAUCAAAAAAUGGCCUCCUUAAAGUAUCACUCCAAGUAAAUUUCUUUUCAGAAAAAAUGCUAUCAUUUAAAAUCGGAGCAAAAUUGUUAGCAGAAAAGUUGUUCACAGAUAAAAAAAAAAAUUAAAAAUUAAACAUCGUUGUAAAACCAAUUACUCCGCUCAGAAUCUAAAACCAUAUAAAAACUAUUAUUAAGUUAUAGAACAGGUAUUUUUAGCUUGCUGGUCAAUAAAAGACACUACCGAAAAUAUGUCUAUAAUGUCUAUUACUUCUCAUCCCAAAUUAUUAUAAUAUAGAAAUUAUCCGGACUAUCUCUAUAUGACGUGCGUAUAUUUUUACAUCAUGCAAUAAUACAUGUAUUUACAGAAUGGCCGCGAAUUCCCGUCUGAGCAAACUGUCUGAAAAAGACGACGAGUGUGUGUUCACGUGGAAAUUGUUUACCGGGUGGGAUUACAUGAUCGGCAAUGAAGAGACGGCCAUCAACCGCAUCUCGUCAAUAAUAUUGGGGUUCAAAGAGGCGCUGCUCGAAGAAACAGAGCGAAUGAAAAAUAAACUUAAGUAAUAUACCUUAUAAGCUCGUAAUAAUUAUGUAAUAAUUAAUAGUAUAUGUAAAAAUACCGAUUUUUAAAAAUAUACUCUAAUCUAUUAAAUCGUUAAACAUAGAUAAUAAUAUUGUUCUAUUUCUGCCAAAAUUUAGAUAUUUCGUAUUAUUUGUAUCCUCUUCAAAAAACUUCUUAAGUUAAUCGAAUUAUUAAAAACUCCGAAUUAUAAUUACACAUGGUACUUGAUUACCUAUAGUGUUAUAAGAUGCAAUUAUGUGAUAUUUCGAAAAGAAUAUACUAUUAAUAAGUGAUCAAUUUAUUGGCUAUUUGUGAUUUUUUUUAAAGAUAAUUGUUUCACAAAAUAAUAUCCACGUUUUAAAAUGAUUUUUAAUGACUUUAAAUUUUCAUGGUUUGAUCAACAAAACGAUCGUUUGUAAUAUUGCUACAGUUGGAAAGUGGUGUUAUUGCGGAUAUUUGUGAAUCUGAUCGUAAUAUGUAUGCUGGGCUAUUCGAUAUAUGCCAUCACUUAUAUGGAAGAAAUAUCCAUCGUCAAAACGCUAAUCGAAGAGCUCUUUCCGCCAGUGUUCGAAAAGCUUGGUAUUUUGGAGUACUACCACCCGAGGACGGCGCUCCGUCUGUUGCUGGCCAGGUACGCGAUAACAUUGAUAACACGAGUGCAUCAUGAUCCAUGCAUUUUUAUCCUUACCUAGUCCAUAAAUAACAGCGAUAAUGAUAAUUUUUUGGAAAAACGUUAAAUCGUAUAUUUGGCCGAAAAUAUCGUUUUGGUGUAAAGGCGUUUCGCCGGGGUCGUGCUCAAGGGGUGUUGGUGAGGGUAUUAUACUGAAAUUAUAACUCAAAAUUAAUUAUUACGUUUUGUUAUUAAUCAUUAAAUUAUUAUUAAUAUAAUUUGUUUUUAUUAUUUACUUAUAUGAUGAUCAUUUAUAUUUCCUAUUUGAGGUUGGUUUUAUUGUUUUACUUUCCUGUUGUGUAUUUCAUACAAUGCACGCGAAAUGGCAUUCAUGAGCAUCCACGAGGUAUGUGCCUUCGUGUCAUUUGUUUUUAAAAUAAAUACAAUUUAAUUAUUUCUGCAUUCGGGAAGGUGUUAGUUAUUUACUUAAUUUAAUGAUCUCGGUAAAUUAAAAAUAUAAAUAAAAAUGCAUUAUAAGUAUUCAUUUUAUCUUUUACAUAAUAUAUAAAUAUAAGGAAGUGUCUGUCUGUCUGUGCGUGAUCUACGGCCAAAUCUAUAAUUGUACACGUAGAACUGAACAUGUGUAUACAGAAACAAAUAGACGGAUCUGUGUACAUUACAAAACCAGAUUUCCAAAAUUCAACCUAUUAAAGGGAACUAGGGUUUUCGAUAUAUAUGGUACGAAAAUUCGUACAUCGAAGAAAAACCAGUUAUAAUAUAGUCAAUUUAUUAUCACUGGCAUAAUAAAACACACUUUUUAAAAAUAAAUCCACGACGCGUCAAUUUUAUUUUUACUGAUUUGUACGGAAUCAUGGCUGCAAGAAAAAAAAAAGACACACAUAGUUCACACGAUGGAUGGAUCGUUGUUGUAGGUAAUAAAUUAGGAAGUUAGGAUAACCAAGGGAAUUUUAUGUGUAUUUGUUCGCAACGAUUAAUCAUUGCUAACGAAAAAAAUGAUUCUGAGCGCGGUUCAAUUGAUAGUGAUGCUUUUUCAACAAUAUAUAUAUAUGUCAUAUUAUGGUAAAAUAAUUAAAUAGGCAUUAUAUAUUUUCUUUAAUAAUAUUUAAUAAAUAUUGUAUCAAUUUUCCCGUUUUCCCUGCGUUUCUCCCGGUUUUCCCAUGUUUUUUUCCCUGAUCAUCACAUUUUCUAUGAAAACUCUUGGAAUAAUCGAAAAAUUACCUCCUUAAAGAACCUUCCCGGUCAGAUUUACUUUCAGAAAAAGUGCUAUCAUUGUAAAUCGGAGCGAAAUCGCUGUUAGAAAAGUUGUUCACAGAAAAAAAAGCCAUAAUAUUUUUUUAAUAAUACCUACAUUUCGUACAUUUUCCGUUUUUCCGACAUUGUAUCACGGUUUUUCCCAGUUAUUAUGAAAACCGAUUGAAAAAUCGCAAAAAUUACCUCCUUAAACCAAGGAAAUAAACUGCUACACUUAACACAUGGGAGCAAGAUUUAUGGUAGAAAAGUUUACACAAACAAUCGAGCAAGCGAUAGGUCUCUAGUUACACUUAAAAUGCAUUUGUUUUUUCCCUAUUUAGGUGAAAGGGGAAAACAAAGAGAAACAAAUUUCUGUUCUAAUACCGAGUUUGAACUCACGACCCCUAGUAUAACAAUACGUAUUCAUGACCAUUCGAAUACAAUAAAAGUAUAAUAGAAGUGACAAUAUAGAAAUAUUUAACAUAAACAUGUAAUAUCUGCAUAAUAUCUAAACUUCAAAAAGCUAUAAUUUUGAAACUUAGCCCGUUCGCUCAAUUCUGACUUUAUCAUCCUUCCUAAAUUGGUAAUAUACAUAUGUUCGAAAACAAAAAAAAUUUAAAAAUCAGAUUUGUUCUUCAUAAUUAUUUACUCAAACAAUUUUCGUCAAAAUGUAGUUUCAAAAUUCCUUUAUAAAAACAAAUACAACAUUAAACUCAAUUUUUUUUUUACCACAUCUAAUGAACCUUCUGUUAAAUUUUCAAGUAUUUCUGUUAAGUCUAACAAUUUUACCACGGAGUACCUACCGAAUAAAAAUUACAUACAAAACUUGCAAAAUUGAAAUGUCUAUAAAUAGCUCAAAAAUGGCUUAAAGUUUUUGAUAAUUCUACCACCUCUAUAAAAGGCAAAUAUAAAUUUUCUGUUUUAAUUUCAAGUCUUUACGAAUAACAAAAUUGAUAAACUAAUAAAAGCAUUAAUUUCGUGCAUUUCCCGUUUUUCUUAAACUGCUAAUAAUUAAUGGGCAUUUUCUUUCUAUAUAAUCAGAGUUAAUUAAUUCUUCCGAUAAACUAUUUUAUAAUUGCAAAUUGAAAAUUUUUGUAUGCACUGAUUAAUUAAGUUAUUAUACCUAUACGGUUUUGAGGCUUUAGGUCGUAUAAAUAAUAAAUAUUUUAAUCUUACGCUUUAAUUACAGUUUAUCUUAAGUAAGUAGGUACUACAAAAUGAUUUAACUUGUAUUAAAUUAAUUUCACGUUAUUUUCACGUAAUUUUAUUCUAUGUAAUGUUUCUUUUACGUUUUCGUCUGUUGCAUUAAUUUACAUUAAACAUUUUUUCGACAAAAGUAAUUAUCAGACAAUUAGAAUACAAAACGAUAAAGUACGAACAAAAUAAUGUCAUUAGUUACUAAACACACAUAUCUAAAAUUUGAAAAAUAUUCUUUUUAGAUUCUAAGCUGAUUUUAUUUUUUUAUAUAUAUACUAUGUACAAAAAUUCUACCAGAAAUCUUGCUCCACAGUGGCGUUCUCAAGAAUUUCCAAUGAAGGGAGUUGUGGUAAUUUCUAGAAAAAUAUUUAAGAGGCACAUAUCAGCGUACACUUUUUAGUUAUGGCAUUUAAUAUUAUUUUAGAUUCUGAGUGGAGCGAGGAAUACAUUGGUUUUAUAAUUAUGUGUAUUUAUUUUUUUUAUGUGAACAUUUUUUCUACCAGAAAGCAUAAUCUGAUUUUCAAGUAAAGCACUUUUUCUGAAAUCAAAUGCUCUCUGGGUUUUAUGUUGAAAUAUUUUAAAAUUUUCAUUAAUAUUCGAGAUAAUAAGAAAAACCCGGUUCUUUAGGUCAAAAAAAAUUGAAAGAUUGAAAAUAACGUUAUCAUUGGCAACCGUUUUUAUUUAUUUUUUGUUAUUAUUAAGUCUUUAUUAUUUUAAUAAUUUUUAAACAAUCAUUAAUUAUUAAUGAGAAUUUAAAAAAAUUACCUCCCUAAAGUACCACCAAGAAAAUAUUUCCUUUUAGAAAAGGGGCUAUACUUAAUAAUCAAAAUAAGCUUUCCUCGUUUCACUUAGAAUAUAAAAAAUAACAAUGCAAAAUUAAAUGCACUUUUUAUUUUUAAUAAUUUAUCAAUAAUUUUUUAGUACAACAAAUAUAUUUAUGUUGUAAUUGUAAAUAUAAAUGUAAACUAUACGAUGUGGCAAUGAAUUUUUACAUUCGUUACAAAUUUAAAACGAAUUUACUACAAAAAAAAUAAAACGACCUUGUGAGAGAGGGUUAAACUUUAGAAAACCUCCUCUCUGUGAGUAUGCCCAUGUACUUCCAACAUAUUAAGUAUCCGAAGUACCUUUUUUAAAAGGUAAUUAUAUCUUGUCGGUAUUUAAGUAGGUAAUUUUUGAGCUAUUUAUAGAAAUUACGCGAGUUAUUUACGUAAUUUCUAUUUGGUAGGUUUUCUGUGGCUAAAAAUUAAAAGCCCAAAUAGAAAUGCUUGAAAAUUGAAUAGAAGGUUCAUUAUAAAUUAUACUUGUGGUCCGUAUUACCAUUCUCAGUUUAACUCGAGCUUAGCUGAACUUCGGUUAUCAACUGAAUCCUAGGUUAACUUCAUGCCAGUACUACAUUUACAGAUUUACCUUGGUUUAGGUAAACUGUUAUUUUUUUCUAUAUGUAUGGUACCACUAUGAACAUUUUGGUAAUAAAUGAAAAAGUUACAGGAUAACAGUGUUCUGUAGUGAUUGUGGAUCAAUUGGUUUGUUGUUGUUCGGUAUUUUCAAUUCGGUAUUCUAAUUUUCAUUUAUUAAAUCUAUUAUAAUAAUAAUUAUUGAUAACCAUAAUACCAUGUUUAUUAUCAAUAUUAAUAAAAAUCAAACAACAAUUAACACAAAUCAAACUGUAGUUAAUCUCUGAACCAAGCUUAAGUCACCGAAAUAGAAUGGUCAAUUUUACCGUGGUCAUUUCGAUCAAACUUAAAAUUAACUUCAAAUAGAAUUAAAACCAAUAUUGUAAUACAGGCCCUUAGUGGUCAACAAGAAAAAUUUGAGUUUAAUUUGGUAUUUUUUUUUUUUAUAAGAACUUUAAAAUCAAAUUUUGAAGAAAAUCAUAUAUGUUACGGCCUUUUAAAACGUGUAUAACUGAACCCCGCUUAGAAUCGUUUUUCGUUAGUAAUAAUUAAUCGUUGCAUACAGAUAUACACAUUAGUGUAUUGAAGAGCAUAAUACAGAAGUAUACGGUAUACACCAAAAUCAUAUUUGUCAAUCAUAGAGCAUUCAAAUUAAAACACCUCCUCCCCCCCCAAAAAAAAAAUAAUAAUAAUAAUUAAGAGAAAAUGUAGGAAAUAUAGAUAAACCCUAAAAUAGUGAAAAACCGGAAAAAAUGUAAUAAAAAUAAAAGGUGGGCUCUCAAUCAGAAUAUUAAAGUAAUGAGUGUAGAAGGUUUCAUGUGUGUUUCAAUGUCCAGACAACACACCGUCACGAUUAUUUAGUUCAUGAGCUUGUCGAUUGCAGAUUUAGGAUUUUGUUUUAACAUGGAUAUGAUAUUAGGUUGGGCGUUAGUAUGAAAUUGGCUGGAUAAUUUUAUUGUAAUACAAAAAUAUAACACUGUGUAUAUGUAUUUAGUUUCCAUAGAGACAACGAAAAUAUAAUUAAACAUUAAAAAUAUCCAUGAUUCUAUGUUUUUCCGUGUAGUGUAUAUUUUAGGUUUUGUAAUUAGCGAGAAAUGCAUUGAUUUUACUACGUUGUGUGCUUUUUUUCUGUAUUUAAACAACUCUUCUACCAGAAAUCUUACAUCAAUCAAAAAUGUGACAUGAAACUUUUUUUUGUUGUCUUUAUAUUUAGUUUGUGCAUUGAGGAGGUCAUUUUAGGUCAUUGAUUCGAUGUUCCAAGUGUUUUCAAAAUAAUAGUAUAGGAAACCGGACAAAUAAUUACAGAGUUAACGAUUUUAUUAUUUAUAUAAAUGAUGGUUGGCAUAUUAUUUGUCGAUAACUUGAAAAUAUUUAUUCAGGGUAACUAGAGAGUUAACACAAAUAAACACAAUCUUGUAGAUAUAAGAUUGUGAAAUACUGCAGUGUGAUUCUAUACAUUUUUCAAAUUAUUGUACCACGAACAGAUAUAACAAAUAAUACUAAGUACACGACAAGUACGUUUACCAGACGACCAGAUGAACAUAUUAAGCUAGUUUUUUUCAUUAAAUAUUUAGGAAUAAUUCUAUCAGCUUUUCAUUUACUGAAAACAUAGCCUAUAUCUAUUCUAUAAGGUCAUACGUAUUUCUCAAUAAAUUGGAAAAACCGGGAAAAAACUGAGGAAAAAUGGGAAGAUUUACGAAAUGUAUAAGGUAUUAGUUGAAAAAUAUUACAGCCUUUUUUCUUUAUAAACAACUUUUCAACCAGCAAUUUCGCUCCGAUUUUCAAUGAUAGCACUUUUUAAAAAGGAAAUCUGACUGGGAUGGUAAAAAAAAUAUUUAAUGAAUAUAAGAUUAUUUUACCAUGAUAUGACAAUUAUUUUUAACAAAGCAACACUAUCAACCGAAUACCGCAAAUCGUUCGUUCGUUAGCAAUAGUUAAUCGCUGCGUACAGAUAUACAUUCAAUUUUCCCCCUAUUGCCUUCCCAACUUCUCAACUACAACAGUGGCCCACCUAUGUGCAAAGUAUGUUCGUCUUUUUUUCUUCUUUUCCGUCCAUAUUUUCCAUACAAGUUUAGAGAAAUACUAUAAAUAUAAUAAACGCGGAACGUAUAUUUUUUUGUUUGUUUGCCCUUCCACGGAACAAACGACCGAUCGAUGUGAAUUUUUGCAUAGGGAUAGAGGACUGGAAAGUGGCUUAGGCAUUGGUUGCUUUUAGUUACAUAUCAUUCCUGAAGAUGACCUACCUCAUUCCUAUCCCUAAUUUUAAAAAGAAAAUACUUUUUAGGGGCAUUUUAACCAUUGCGACUAUUCGUGCAUCAUAAAACUCAAUAAACACGAUCAAUAUCUAUCGUAAUAAUCAUAAGUCAUUAUAGAAAUUAAACCCCUUAAGGAUUGAGAAGGAGUGUCAACGUUAGUGCGACAAAUCGUAUACCGACUAUGAUUAAUCAGAAAAACUUAGUUGCAUAUAAGUAAACAAUGUUCAAUUUUGGUUUUCGCAUAUGGAUGAAAACCUGAAAGUCAUAUAAAUAGAUAACUUUAAGGGAACAUAAAAUAAGUAAAGAAUCAUUUCGUAUUUAUAAUUCAACUUGUAAAAAAAGUUUAAAAUACUUAUUAAUAUUUCAAACCAGGGACCUAUUUUAGCAUUGUAUCUACAUUUUAUAUAUUUAUCUGUCAUACACCACUCUGUAAGGAAGAAUUUAAAAAUUUCCAUGGACCAAUUUAUAGGUACUAAGUAUCGUAUUCAAAUAAAAAAUAUACGCUUUAGAACCUAUAUCAUUUUUACACGAUAGCCACGAAUUUGAAAAUUUAAACACUUUUCGUUGUCAAUUUAUUGAGUUUAUAGGUAUACCUACCUUGAUCGUAAAUGGUAAGUAAUUGAAAUAAUAUUAUUCACCGCGUCAAAAAUUUUUCCUGUUCGUAAAAAUAAAAAUUGUUUGUAUUUUUGUAUCACGUUUAUUUCAAAUUUUAACGUGUAUGCAAUCUGAGGGAUCCCGGUAAAUUGAUCGCCAACAGUUUAUUAAUCGCGGCUGCGAAUUGGUCGCCGAAAAAAAUGAAUGCUUUGUAUAUUUUUCUUCGGUUUAUACUAAUAUACAGACACAUAUACAGAGGGGUUGAACACCCCCAAAAAUUAAUAUUUGUGUAAUUUAUUUAUAAAAAUUUAAUUUUUUUUUUAUGAAUAUAGAUAAUAUUGGUAAUAUUAAUUAUUGUAAAUUUUUAAAUGUAAACCUCCAGAAUUUUUUUUUUGUAUACAUGUCUGCUAAUAUACAAUAAUAAUUUAUUAUUACUAAUAAAAUUCAAUAAUUUGUUUUUAUACAUUUUAUUGAUUUUCUAAUACUUAAUUAAAUGUAUUUAAUUAAUAUAACUUGUAAGUCAAAUAAUUUAUCAAGUUUUUUUUUUUUUUGUAAUAAUUUAAUGGAUAAAUAAGCUAAAAAUCAAUAAAUUAUUUAAUUAUGCUAAAUGUAUUAUUAUUAUUUUAUUUAAGAAUUGUGUCGUAUAAACCAGAGAAGUCUAUAUAAAUCAAUACCUACAUAAUUCAUUUUUUUUCGGCAACUAAUUUUUUGCAAUCAAUUCACCGGAUACCCAAUCUGAGAUUUGAUAUUUAAAAAAAAAUUCACCUUAAAAUAUUCGCCAUCAAAUAAUGGCGUAUAUUAUAACUCGUAAAAUGUUUGAAGAUGCAUUACUAAGAAAUUCACAUGAUUUAACAAAAACAUUACUAUGUAUAAUUACUGUAUGCGAACUUUAUAAACACGGGUCACGUCAAUAACCAAUAUUAAGGAUAUAUUAUGUAUCAUUUCAGAAUUAUGGCGUUGAUCUUGUUCAAUCUUUACGCGAUGACAUUCUCUCUGUUCAAUGAUAUCAGCGAAUAUGUGAGUAUUUAGUAACGUAUCCAAGAAUUUUCAAUAGGGGAGGCUGAGCAUAAUGUCGUAAAUUACUAUUAUAUUAUAGUAAAUGAAAAUUAAAUAUAAUAAUGUAAGCAAAAUAUGUGAAAAAAAUUCUAUAAAGCUUUUUUAGAUAGAAAUGUAUUGGUUUUACAAUGAUGUUUAUUUUUUUUUCCGUGAACAACUUUUCUACCAGCAAUUUUGCUCCAAUUUUUAAGUGGUGCAGUUUUUCUGAAAGGAAAUCUGAUUGAAGUGAUACUUUCGGGAGAUCAUAUUUUGAUUUCCUUAUAGGAGUUUUUCCCAAUAAAUAUGAUAAAAACAUGAGAAAAACUUAGAAAAAAAGGGAAAAUAGAUACAAUAUUAAAAAAAUAUGACUAAAGAAAAUAUACAACGCAUGUAAUUUUUUUUUUAUUAUUAAUAUUAAUUAUUUAUUUAUAGUUGAGUUAUAAAUUUCUAUUUAUAAUUGCCUUGGUUUUUCUGUAUAUUCUUCUAUCUUUAUUUAACUUAUAGGUAGUCGUAUGUAAAUUGGCUUAUUUUUUUUACAGACAAAAAUGUUGGAUAAAUUUAAACCGUUGAACUCGACUAUUUUUGCAACAACCCCGGGGUCCAUAUUCAGUACAACGACUACUCGGGCCCUGAUAACCACAGCAGCGCUGUUGAAUUCCACCGUAACAACGCCUAUGACGACGCCUACGCAAAUACCUAUGGCGAUGAUGAUUUCACCUACAACAAAUAUGACAUCAUUGCCUCCACCCAUCAACAACCAUAGAGACGUUCAGUCUGAAUGUCUACCGUUUGAAAUUCGAGAAGUGAUUGCUUGUUCCAUUCCAAAGAACAGUCAAGUGGUUGAACACCUAACCGUCCCGAAUGCACCGAUCGGGUCUGUGAUCUAUUCGACGACAGUACAGAACGGGACUACGUCCGAUACGAAGAGAGUGCAGAACAUACCUGCAAACAAUUCGGAGACAGUGCAGAACAUGAAUGUGGUUCAUUCGACGUCAGUGCAGAACGAGCCUGUGGUCUAUUCGGAGACAGUGCUAAAUGGACUUGCGAUUGGUUCAAAGACAAUGCAGAAUGGGACUACAUCCGAUUUAAAGAUAGUCCAGAACGGGAUUACGUCCAAUUCAAAGACAGUGCAGAACAUAUCUGCAGGCAAUUCAGAGACAAUGCAGAACAUAUCUGUAAGCGAUUCAGAGACAGUGCAGAACGGGACUACGUCUGAUUCGAAGACAGUCCAGCACAUAACUGUAGUCGAUUCGGAGACAAUGCAGAACGGGACUGCGACCUAUCCGAAGGAAAUGCAGAACAUGAAUGUGAUCUAUUCGACCACAGAACAGAACGGGUCUGCGGUCGAAUCGGAGACAGUGCUGAACGGGCUUUCGAUUAAUUCAAAGACAAUGCAGAAUGGGACUACGUCCGAUUUAAAGAUAGUGCAGAACGGGAUUACGUCCGAAUCAAAGACAGUGCAGAAAAUAUCUGCAGUCGAUACGGAAAUAGUGCUGAAUGAAACUACGUCCGAUUCAAAGACAGUGCAGAACAGGACUACGUCUGAUUCGAAGACAGUCCAGCACAUAACUGCAGUCGAUUCGGAGACAAUGCAGAUCGGGACUGCGACCUAUCCGAAGGAAAUGCAGAACAUGAAUGUGAUCUAUUCGACCACAGAGCAGAACGGCCCUGCGACAACAGUCCCGGAACCGACGGAUGUGUCUGCAAUCGGUUCGACGGUGGACAAUUUCUUAACAGUACAAACAACAACGAUCCGACCCUUAACAGUUCCUACUGAAUGGGCUGUGCCAACGUCUUCAUCCAUCGCGACCACGGAUGGGUACGUAGUCUUCAGCACGAGUACGAAGGCUGAUGAAAACCCCACCGAAAUGACUUCGACCGAUAUUACCCUGAUGGUAACCGAAGUAGAUGUCUAUUACGACGAUGAUAUCUACUACAACGACAAAGAAAUUAAAAAAUCUAACUCGAAAAAAAGCAAUCCUAUCUACGACAAAUCAACUAGCGCUACAAGUGAGACAACAGUCGUUAAGUCGACGUCGAGUCCAACGGAUGAAACCACCUUGGACGAUUCGUUUUCGAGUUUGAUAACCGAUAUACCCUACCAACAAAUGAAUGAAAUUCUAAGAGAUGGAAGGAGGGUAAAACGAACGCUACAAAUUGUUUUAAAUGACACUCAUUGCUUCCGUAUAGUGUGUUUGAAUAACGUUAGCAAGAAAUCGAAUUCCCGAGAAACAACAAGUAAAUGUUAUACCCUAAAUCAGCGGUUCUUAAACAGUUUUCCGCGGUGCCCUGGGAGUCCAUGAUAUUCAUGUAGGGGGUCCACGGUAGCUCGAUCGGUAAAUAUUGAAUAUGAUAACAUGAGAUAUUUUGUAAAAAACGGUAUUAGUAAGGAUUCGCGAUUUCUAAAAGUUUUUCAUCGGGGGUCCGUGUGUACCAAAAGUUUUAGAACCGCUGCUCUAAAUCUUUGACAAUAUAUUAUAAUAGUUCGAUUUAAUAUCACUGAUUCGAUUAAUUAUGUAUGUUGGUUUUCCAUUGCCGGCUAUUCGAUGACGACAGAACUUGAAUUUGAUGCACCAGGCGAAGACUACUCGCUUAACGUCAUCUCAUUACCACUGUUAAACAGAACGGAAUUACGAAAAUUGUGUUGGGAGACAUAUUUUGGACAGGAAUUAGUGAAAACCACGAUCAUGGAGUUGGUAAGAAAAUCAAAUUACUUUAAAUAAUAAUAUAAUAAUCUAUUCGCAAUCGUAAUAUUACUCUAUAAUCUGCCACUUCCUAUAAAUUAAUUGAAAAAUAUACACACACACAUACAGACACAAUGUAUCUACAUCCUGGAUAUUAAUAAUUCAGAUAAUAAUGAGUUAUUUUAGAAUUUAAAUUUUAAAUGUAGAGAAGUAGCUAUUCAUUUUACUAAGAUGAAUUUUUUUUUCCGCCAUGCCUUGAAAGAUUCAGACAUUUUAGCUGGUGGUAUUUUAUCGAAAAAUGUUUUUUUUUAACUCUUAACAGAUUUCUAAACAAUUUUAAAAAACUAACAGCAAUUGAUAAUACUGUGGUUUUAUUUAUACCCGAUUCCGGAGGAUUAUGUAUUUAGUAUACAUGUAAAUGUUAUGUUUUUACGUUAAAUUACACUAAAAGUCUAUAGAGCAAAUUCAACAAACAAGAUAUCUAUAUAUUUGUAAGAAUCUCAUGGCGGUUAUACGCUAAGGUUUUUUUCUUAACAGGUCCUUAUAAAUAUAUGAUUAAAGCUUGUGACAAGACGAUUUCAUUAUUGUGUUAUUUAAUUGAGUUGGGUUGAAUUGCACAAUAUUGUGGUAGGAGGAAAAUGUUUUUUUUAGUUUUGAAUACUCCCAAAAUAAGAUAAAAAUCAAAUAAAGUCGAGAAUACAAAAUUUUGUACAUAAAUAGCGUUAGUAUCAAGGAUGCGUCUUUUUGAGGUUUUCAAGCCCAAGUUCCCAACCCUACCAAAUUUCAUAAUAUGUUUGAAAGUAGUAUGGUUUAAUUAUACCAUAGUAUUGUAUUUAUUGUUUUAUUAAUUUGGUCAUUUUAUUGAUUUGAAAAGAAUUUUAAAUCCAAUUUUGAAUUUUUAUAUAGUGCCAAAUAGAUGGAGGAAUAUUCGACGGAUAUCUUUUUCGCAUAAUAUGUUGUGUAAAUACUGUUACAAAUUCGAUUUUUUUUCAUUUUUUUAGAGAUAUUUUAUUACAUUCUUCGGGAUGGGGUAUUUUUAGCUGCUUUUGAGGUCAUCAAUAAUCUAUCUUCUAAACGAGUUCAAUAUUCUGCACAGGUGACGACAAUAGUACGAACAUGUUUCGGGGACUUUCUGGUUGCCUUGUUCGUGCGAUACAUGAAUCGAUGCUGGUGCUGGGACCUAGAAAAACGCUACCCGCAGUACGAAGAAUUCAGGAUCGCCGAAAACAUACUACAAUUAAUCAACAACCAAGGAAUGGUCUGGAUGGGUAUGUUCUUCUCACCUGGACUGCCAAUCAUCAAUGUACUCAAUCUGAUGAUCAUGAUGUACGUUCGGUCGUGGACGAUACUCACGUGCAAUGUGCCGCACGAGAUAGUAUUCCGUGCCAGUCGGAGCAACAAUUUCUAUCUGUGCCUGUUACUCAUUAUGCUAUUCCUGUGCGUGCUACCGGUCGGCUACGCGAUCGUGUGGAUCGAACCAUCGUGGCACUGCGGCCCGUUCUCGCAAUACAAUAAAAUCUAUCACAUAUUCACCCACUCGAUCAAAGAGGCUGUACCCAGCCCUGUGGUCCACUCGGUGUUCGGCUACAUUGCGUCACCCAGUUUUAUCAUACCGCUGCUGCUACUCCUCAUUCUUGUUAUUUACUACUUAACCUCGUUUACGUCGUCACUCCGCGAAGCGAACACUGACUUGAAAGUAAGAAUUUAUAUUAUAGGCAUUUAAUAAUAAACAGCUGAUGGACCAAUACCAUAUUUGUUUAUUAUUAAACAAAACUCAAACAACCUUUUCCACUCACACGUUUCGAUACAAUAUAAUUGUUAGAUAACACAUAAUGUUGUCAUCUAUGAUUAAAGCAUUCAGUGAUAUCAUUUAUAACAAGGCUGGACAAGUUAAUAAUAUUUCUUAACUCAGUGAAGUUAAGUUAAAUUAAAAUCUAAAUAAAGUUAAGAGUUAAAAGUUAAUUUAAAAUUGUAUAUAAAUUGAACUAAGUUAAAUGUUAACCAUAAUUUAAUAUUAUAUUUUUAACUCAAGUUAAGUUAGUUAUAAAAAAUAAGUUUCUUAUUUUCAAAUAGGUAAAAUUACAAUAAUAGGUACCGAAAAUUGUCCGUGUAACUAAGCCAAAGAACUAUUAUUAGGUAUUUUAUAAUAUGUUCCAAAAGAUGAAAUAGUACACAUUUUGUUAAUAUACAUAUAUAUUAAUAAUAUUAAUACUUAUUAGUUAUUAUAACUUAUACAAUUUAGCAAUUUGUAAACUGAAUACUUAUUACUGAUAGACAACAAUUAGCGAUACGUCUAUAUGCGUUAUUAGAUUAUAACACGAACUAAGAUAUUAUAUUAAAUCAUAAUUGGAACUCUGAAAAUACCAAUUGCAACAUUGGAGAAAAAUUAAAUUUUCAUUUUCAUCCCCUGAACACACAAAAAAAAAAAUAAUAACUUUAUUUAAUCAUAUCCGAAAAUGUUCAAAAUAGCCAUAUUGUAAAAAAUAUUAUUUAACAAAUUUUAAUGUAUCACACAUUCAUAUCCAAUGAAUAAUUUCUUAGUUAUAGCUGUUUUAAUUAAGCGUAAACACAAUUAAAUUUUCAAUAAAAUAACACAUUAUACGAUGUUGCGAUAAGGAAUUACAAUCAGUACGGUAAUUCUUUACCUUCUACUGAAUAUUUAUUUUUUCAUGCCUAUUUUCUAGGAAUUAUGACGGCUAUAAUUAAUAAACUAUUAAUCGGAUAUGAAUAUAUGACACAUCAAAAUGGCUAUUUUAAAAACUUUCUAAAGUGAAUUAAUAAAGUUGUUUUUUGUUUGUGUUUAGGGGAUAACAAUAAAAAUUUAAUUUUUCUCUAAAUCGAUGUCCCCCUUGAAGACAAACCGAUUGAAAACAAAAUUUAAAAAAUAUGAUAUUAACAGCACUAGAAAAAUCCAUCGAACAACACGGUGAGACACACUGUAUAUAUUAGCUAUAUUAGCUACAAUCGCCAACUGGCGACGACGGUGAAAAAUAACAAGCAUUGAUAUUAUUCAUAAUACUUUGUUUAAACUUUAUAACUUGUUUAAAUGUAAAAUUAACUCAAUUUAAUGAAAAGUUAAUUAAAAAACUCCUAUAAUUAAUAAUUAAGUUAAUAAUUAUAAAAAAAAAUUAUUUAACUUUAACUUAUUAACGCGUUAAUACCCAGCCUUGAUUUAUAAUGGCAGUACAUAAGUACUGAGUACUCAUUACAUACACCAUAAAUAUGAAAAGUAUUAUCACAAUAUUUGUGACACACACACACUCAAAAAAAAAAAAACAAAAUAUAAGCUAAGUAAAAAAUGUGUAUUAUGUUUUAUUACGAUUUUGUUUGUUUUAUAACAAUUUUUGAUAAGCAAACUAAGACAAACCAUCACCGAUAAUAAUAUAUAAUAAAGUCUAAUUUUUUUUGUCUUUGGAGCUUACAUUUUUUCCCAAAAAUCCUUUGAAAUUUUUUACGAAUUAGGCACCCCAAAAUCAAUAAUAAUCUGGGUGUCCAAAACUCCCAAUAAAUUCUUCUCUAUUACCUACUGUUUUAUUUUUUUGUUAUUAUUGUGUAAUAUUAAUUACAGGAUAAUAAAAUUAAUAAAUGUAGGUAAAUUCAUCUGUUAAAAAUUUAUAAACUGAAUUAUAUAUCACCUAACAGAUUACAAAAUGCAGAAUGUGUACUGUUUAUUUCUAAUUUUACUAUGAAAAAAAUGGUAAGCGAAGAGAUCAAUCACCAAUAACCCCCCCCACCCUAAAAUAUACCACUGAUUUACUUAUAUUACUUAUUUUUGUAGUAUAAUACGCAAUAUUAUAAUAUAUUUGUAAAUUACCAAGAUGAUUAAAAAAUUAAUAAAAAAUUAAUGAUACCUAGGUACUACCUUACCUUGUACUUUUUUUAAACGUAUAUUUACUUCAAAUAAUUUAAAAGAUCCUUUUCUGGACCUAUUUCUACCCUUUCUUGAGAUGGGUGUUUGAAAAAAUACUUCGUAAUCACUUAUAUCAAUCAUACAAAAAUUAUACUGCAAUAGUGAUCUGGUGAUUAUUUUUGUAGAUCCAGCUGAGACAAGAAAGGACGGAGGAACGCCGGAAAAUGUUCUUACUGGUCAAUAAUAAAAAUCGCGGCGAUGGUGGCAACGAAGACGAAGAAGAUUACACGUGUUUGGACACGACUCUAUCCAAGUGGAAACAAAUAAUGCCGGACAACAAAUUUUCAAUGGACGGUUCGAACUGUGUAGAUGGGUUGGCAAAGAAAAAGCAAACGGGUAAGAUGAGCUGAUUUUUCAAAAUUCAACUUUUAAAGUGAUUAAAACAAGAAUACAAUUUUUUAAAGUGAAAUCAUUACUGAACCGAAAUUGUUGAAGAAAUAAGUAUGAAAUUUGGACGGUAGUUUCAUUUUAUGAUUUAGAAAGUAAAGACUCAGUAAGAAGAAAUUUGAUGAAAUUAAAUACCAAAAGGGUUUAAAUGAUGGUUACAAUUUUUUAAGUGAAACUUCGUAGCUUUUAAAGUUUUUAACUUAGAGCGAUCACUCUUAUAGUAAGACCGUCAUUACCCACCCCACCUUCUAAAUUUUCAUAAAUGUGUUAUCAGUAAAAACGGGUGAAGUCGUGACGGAUAAAGCUACUUUUGUAGUAUAAUAGUAUAAUUUUUGUAGUGUAAAUGUAAAAUUGUAAUUUUACAUAAUCUAUGUUAUUACUACAUGUCAGGUAAACUGUACAGUAUACAAUGUAUACUAUACAUACAUGUAAACUACACACAGGCGAAGCUGGUAAUACUACCAAUGGUUAUGCUACUGUUAUAAGUUGGAAAGUCAGGAUAUAGAGAGUAAUUUAACUUUAUCCGUAUGAAAUGAUAAAUCAUUGCUAACAAAAGAUUUUGAGUGAUUGAGUGACAUUCAGUUAAACGUGUUUUAGAGUAAGUACAGUCAGCUCUCGAUAAUUUGAAGUUGGCGGGACAAUUUGAACAAUUUCGAAUUACCGAGAGUUCAAAUUGCUGAGUAGUUUAAGAGCAAAAAAAAAUUAGAAUUACUGAGUUUUGAAAAAUUUGUUUUAUUAUUAUAAUUAUUAAAUAUUUCAGCAAAUUAGGUGGUAUUACAGUAUUUAUUGGCUUUCGACUAGUUACAAUUCUAUAUGAGAGACGGUUAAGAAAUAAAAUGCUUACGAUAAUAAUUCUAUAGUUAUUAAAAAUAAUAAUAAAAUAACGAAAUGAUUAUACGAAAUACAUUGGUGAAUAUACUUCGAAGUGUCACGUGUUAAUGGCCAGUUUUCCCAAAAUUUAAUUUAGAAUUACCGAAUGUACUUAAAUGAAUUGUUUUUAUUCGAAUUACCGCGAGAUUUUUAAGAUAAUGGGUAUUUACUUCGAAUUACCGAAAGUUUCGAAUUAUCAAAGGUUUCAAUUAGCGAGAGUCGACUGUAUCACAAAUUUUACAAUUUUUAUAAUAAUUUGAAUUUUAAAUUACUUCAAAUCUAGUAACCAGAAUAACUUUACUCACAUAAAAAUUUCAAAUAACUAUAAAUAAACCAAAUAUCGCAGAAUGUAUUGCAUAUUGUACUUCGUCUAGAAAGGGGUAAUUUAAGUAUUCUGUGAACAUUUUAAGACUCUUCGAUUAAUUUUAACUAAAUUACAACAAACACAACAUCAAAAAUAACGGAAAAAUAUAUUGCGUCAAUUUUUCUGUUUUUAAACAUUAAAUGGAAAAUCAAAAAUGACUUUAAAUUAUUUGUGAAGUUGAUGCCUUAUGCACGAUUUUCGGUAUAAAAGUUAUUUAUAGAUACGCAAAAAAAAGUCACACCACCAAUACUACUUAUAAUAUUUUAUGUCAUGUCUGUAUACAUUUUACAGUUUUUUUUUUUUUUUUACAUAGAAAAUGAGGUGCUGGACAAGGUCGGUAAAAAACCGGUACACAACAAAACGAACAACUUGUAACAACACGACCUAAGCAACGUCAUAACCCGCCGACCUCUCAACAUGCGCAACCAUUAUUACAGUUACCAGCAUUGUUAAGAAUAAUUUGCAUGUGUAAUCAGAUUAUGCUUUAAACACUUACCUGUUAUUUCAAAUGUUCGAAAUAUGUAUUUUUAAAUACCUGUUAAAAAUAUUCAACAUUUUUUUUUUUUUUUGGAAAUCAAUUCGAUAUAUACCU
Molecule: messenger RNA, 39788 nt
Organism: Cinara cedri
Lineage: Eukaryota; Metazoa; Arthropoda; Insecta; Hemiptera; Aphididae
Source: the annotation of a GenBank genome assembly